GGAAUCUCUAUAACGGUCAAUGGAGUAACUGUAACAAUAUGUACCACAGCUUCACGGACCGGAAAAUUUCGCAUUGACAAGUCCCCGGAAAAUAAUCUCGUCGCUACUGGCCAGGUCAUCGACGAUUGUUUAUCAGCGGAGCGUGUCAGCAGAGGUCCAGGAACGAAAGGCGGAGCAGAUAGCAAUCGCUUAGGAGCGUGCGAACCCUUGGACUGUAUAUGUCCCCGGCAACUGCAUUCAUAG
Paraglomus occultum is the source of this 243-nucleotide messenger RNA. Lineage: Eukaryota; Fungi; Glomeromycota; Glomeromycetes; Paraglomerales; Paraglomeraceae. The record is from the annotation of a GenBank genome assembly.